Molecule: messenger RNA, 3863 nt
Organism: Acomys russatus (golden spiny mouse)
Lineage: Eukaryota; Metazoa; Chordata; Mammalia; Rodentia; Muridae
Gene: Myo1d
Product: myosin ID
Exons: 22
Coding region: 60-3080 (1006 amino acids)
Biological process (GO): actin filament organization; vesicle transport along actin filament
Cellular component (GO): cytoplasm; microvillus; plasma membrane
Molecular function (GO): ATP binding; microfilament motor activity; actin filament binding
Source: RefSeq, a predicted model, not a curated record
GCCCCAGCCCUAGCCCGAGCGCGCCCACCUGAGGCCCCGCGCCCACCUGAGCCAGCGCCAUGGCGGAGCAGGAGAGCCUUGAGUUUGGCAAGGCGGACUUCGUGCUGAUGGACACCGUCUCCAUGCCCGAGUUCAUGGCCAACCUUAGGCUCAGAUUUGAGAAAGGACGCAUCUACACAUUCAUUGGAGAAGUGGUCGUUUCUGUGAACCCAUACAAGGCUCUGAACAUCUAUGGGAGGGACACAAUUGAGCAGUAUAAAGGUCGUGAGCUGUAUGAGAGGCCGCCUCAUCUUUUCGCUAUUGCUGAUGCUGCUUACAAGGCUAUGAAGAGGCGAUCAAAAGACACCUGUAUUAUGAUAUCAGGGGAGAGUGGAGCCGGUAAGACGGAGGCCAGCAAGUACAUCAUGCAGUAUAUUGCUGCCAUCACCAACCCCAGCCAGAGAGCAGAGAUAGAGAGAGUGAAGAAUAUGUUGCUGAAGUCAAACUGUGUUUUGGAAGCUUUUGGAAAUGCCAAAACCAAUCGUAAUGACAAUUCGAGCAGGUUUGGGAAAUACAUGGAUAUCAACUUUGACUUCAAGGGAGACCCCAUUGGGGGACAUAUUAAUAACUACUUGCUGGAAAAGUCUCGUGUGAUUGUGCAGCAGCCGGGAGAACGAAGCUUCCAUUCCUUCUAUCAGCUACUCCAGGGAGGUUCUGAGCAGAUGCUACACUCUCUACGCCUGCAGAAAUCACUCUCAUCCUACAACUACAUCCGUGUGGGGGCACAACUGAAGUCUUCCAUCAAUGACGCUGCAGAGUUCAAAGUCGUAGCUGAUGCCAUGAAAAUAAUUGGAUUCAAACCUGAGGAGAUUCAAACCGUGUAUAAAAUUUUGGCUGCAAUUCUUCACUUGGGAAAUUUAAAAUUUAUAGUAGAUGGUGACACGCCACUUAUUGAGAAUGGCAAGGUUGUGUCUGUCAUAGCAGAAUUGCUCUCUACUAAGACAGACAUGGUGGAGAAAGCCCUUCUUUACCGGACGGUGGCCACAGGCCGUGACAUCAUCGACAAACAGCACACGGAACAGGAAGCUAGCUACGGCAGAGACGCCUUUGCCAAGGCGAUAUAUGAGCGUCUUUUUUGUUGGAUUGUUACUCGCAUCAAUGACAUCAUUGAGGUCAAGAACUACGACACCACAAUCCACGGGAAGAACACGGUUAUCGGUGUCUUGGAUAUCUAUGGGUUUGAAAUCUUUGACAACAACAGCUUCGAACAGUUCUGCAUUAACUACUGCAACGAGAAACUGCAGCAGCUAUUUAUUCAGCUGGUUCUGAAGCAGGAGCAAGAGGAGUACCAGCGGGAAGGCAUCCCUUGGAGACACAUCGAUUACUUCAACAACCAGAUCAUCGUGGACCUCGUGGAGCAGCAGCACAAAGGCAUCAUUGCCAUCCUGGAUGACGCUUGCAUGAACGUUGGCAAAGUCACUGAUGGAAUGUUCCUUGAGGCCCUGAACAGUAAACUGGGCAAACAUGGUCAUUUUUCCAGCCGAAAGACCUGUGCCUCAGACAAAACCCUAGAGUUUGACCGGGACUUUCGAAUCCGGCAUUACGCAGGUGAUGUGAUAUACUCUGUCAUUGGUUUUAUUGACAAAAAUAAAGAUACUUUAUUUCAAGAUUUCAAGCGUCUCAUGUAUAACAGUUCAAAUCCUGUGCUGAAGAACAUGUGGCCUGAAGGCAAACUGAGCAUUACAGAGGUGACCAAGAGGCCACUGACUGCUGCCACCUUGUUUAAGAAUUCUAUGAUUGCUUUAGUAGACAACCUUGCUUCAAAGGAGCCAUACUAUGUACGUUGCAUCAAACCCAAUGACAAGAAGUCCCCACAGAUAUUUGAUGACGAGCGAUGCCGCCAUCAAGUGGAAUAUCUUGGACUACUGGAGAACGUGAGAGUGCGCCGGGCAGGGUUUGCCUUCCGCCAGACCUAUGAGAAGUUCCUUCACAGGUACAAGAUGAUCUCUGAGUUCACCUGGCCUAACCAUGACCUUCCUUCAGACAAAGAGGCUGUCAAGAAACUCAUAGAACGAUGUGGCUUUCAGGAUGACGUAGCUUAUGGGAAAACCAAAAUUUUCAUUCGAACACCCCGUACACUGUUCACCUUGGAAGAGCACCGUGCCCAGAUGCUUGUCAGGGUUGUCCUCUUUCUACAAAAGGUGUGGCGUGGCACUCUGGCCCGCAUGCGGUACAAGAGGACCAAGGCAGCUUUAACAAUCAUCAGGUACUACCGGCGCUACAAAGUGAAGUCGUACAUCCAUGAGGUAGCUAGACGCUUCCACGGCGUCAAGAGCAUGAGAGACUACGGGAAGCAUGUGAAGUGGCCGGCCCCACCCAAAGUCCUGCGGCGUUUCGAGGAGGCCCUGCAGUCGAUUUUCAAUAGAUGGAGAGCGUCCCAACUCAUCAAGACCAUACCUGCAUCAGACCUUCCCCAGGUCAGGGCAAAGGUUGCUGCCAUGGAGAUGCUGAAAGGUCAAAGGGCAGACCUUGGGCUCCAGAGGGCCUGGGAAGGCAACUAUCUUGCUUCGAAGCCAGACACGCCCCAGACCUCAGGCACUUUCGUCCCAGUUGCUAAUGAACUGAAACGCAAGGACAAAUAUAUGAAUGUUCUCUUUUCUUGUCAUGUCCGAAAGGUAAAUCGAUUUAGUAAAGUAGAAGACCGAGCAAUUUUUGUCACUGACCGUCACCUGUAUAAAAUGGACCCCACUAAGCAGUACAAGGUGAUGAAGACUAUCCCUCUGUAUAAUUUGACUGGUCUAAGUGUCUCCAAUGGGAAGGACCAGCUUGUGGUGUUCCACACAAAAGACAACAAAGACCUCAUUGUCUGCCUCUUCAGCAAGCAGCCACCCCACGAGAGUCGAAUUGGAGAACUUGUUGGAGUCCUGGUGAAUCAUUUCAAGAGUGAGAAGCGCCACCUUCAAGUGAACGUCACGAACCCAGUGCAGUGCAGCCUCCAUGGGAAGAAGUGCACCGUCUCUGUGGAGACACGGCUUAACCAGCCACAGCCUGACUUCACCAAGAACCGCUCAGGCUUCGUCCUCAGUGUGCCGGGGAACUGACUGCUGAACACCGGAGGCCCGGCCCAGGGGAGCAAGAGUCUGAGCCUGGCACGAGGCAGGCCCGGCCCUCAGCCUCUCCAUCCCCACACGUGUUCCACCCUGCUCAGCAUCCCAAGAGCCCAGCUGAUUGCUGUUUGCCCUCUAAUGCCACUAGAAAUCAGCUUGCAAUGGCCUCCACUGGCCAGGGCUGCUCUGCCUUCUCCGAGGCCCUGCUCAGGAGGCGUCCUACCUGGCUUUCUGCCCCGCCUCAGUUCUCUCAAUUUCCCAUAGUCCCUGCUCAGGAAACCAAGGACCCUCUUCAGCAUCCUGCGCUGACAGCUAGACCACUUCUCACCUCACAAGCAACUGGAUGGUACCCAUAGUUGGCAAAGGGCCAGUGGCCACUGCUGACCCCAGCAAAGGGAUGGGAGGGACAGAGCCCAGGACCGUUUCUCCAGCCUUCUCCACUUUUCCAUUCCCCUUGAGGUUUGGAUCCAACAUCCAUGGGCAGAGGACUUAGCCCUGCUCUGUGGCCCCAACCUGAUGCCUCCCUUCCCCGACGUGAGUACAGCCCUUGGGACCUAGCUCAGCGGCCCCCAGCACAAGCCCUACCCGCACAGCCAAAGGCACCAGGUGAACAGGUUCAUCUGUGGAGCCCAACACUCAGCCAGGAUCAGCCAGGAUCCCUCCUUCCCAGAGCCUGUCUCUGGGAAAUCUUUUGUCACCAAGGUUCCAGGUUUGGACUUUCUGACCACUUCUCCUACAGAGACCCCCUGCUGCGACUCCAAGGACCGGUUUGUUCAA